Vigna radiata var. radiata (mung bean) is the source of this 5127-nucleotide messenger RNA. RefSeq lists its product as uncharacterized. NCBI's taxonomy places the organism in Eukaryota, Viridiplantae, Streptophyta, Magnoliopsida, Fabales, Fabaceae. Gene Ontology annotation, biological process: DNA integration. The record is from RefSeq and is a predicted model, not a curated record. The transcript has a single exon. Bases 1 to 5127 code for a protein of 1708 amino acids. Gene Ontology annotation, molecular function: RNA-DNA hybrid ribonuclease activity; nucleic acid binding.
AUGGUGACCACCAGGAGCAAAGACGGAAACAAUACAGACCCUAUGGAGCAAAUGAGGCGACUUCAGGACCAGUUGGAACGACAGAAUCAACUCAUACUACAACAACAGGAGGCCUAUCUAAAGAUCACAGAGGAACUUAAACAACUCAAGGAGAAACAGCGGGAUGCAACAGAUGACCACAGCCGGAAUGAUGAUGAAGACCAUACGGCACAGAACAGAGGACCUCCUCGCUCACAGGACCUGCUACCUUUCAUGGAGGCUAUCAUGCAUGCUCCUAUGCCCGACCGGCCUCCUCCGCAGAUAGAAAAAUUUGAUGGAACAACCGACCCAGAACAUCACCUCCGAAGCUUCCUGGAUUCAAUGGCCUUUUAUUCCAGCCAUGAUCCGGUCAAAUGCCGAGCGUUUUCCCUAUCCCUGAAGGGAGAAGCUCUUGAAUGGUACUAUGCUCUCCCUCCCAACUCCAUUGAUAGUUUCCGUACGUUUGCCGGGCUGUUGAAGAGGCAAUACGUAUCUAACCGAAAAGAGGCAACUACAGCGGCCGAACUCGUCAAUCUCAGACAGGAGAAAGACGAGCCACUUAGAAAAUUCAUGCACCGAUACACUGAAGUAGCAAGAAGAGUAAAGGGGGUAAGUCAUGAGUUUAUCAUCACUAAUUUACCUAACUGCCUGAAGCCGGGUUACGUCUCAGAAUCACUGUACGCCAAGUUGCCUAAAACCAUGGAGGAGCUGCAAGAAAAAAUGAACAAGUUUAUUAAGAUGGAGGACCAACGGCAUUUUCGCCGGAAAACGGACGCUGCCACAGCCGAGACAAAACAGGAGGGGGGACGAUCACGGGAUAAAAACCGUAAUCACAAACCGCCGCAAAAACCCGCCCCUACUCCUUACAAUCCUCAAUACAACAGGUAUGCCCCUCUUACGGCCUCGAGGGAGAAAGUAUUCGAGAAAGCCCUACAGGCCAAUCUAAUUGCCGCCGCCAGACGGGGGACUCCGGAUGCCGCGGACGGAGCCAAGGUUUGCAGAUAUCAUGGCAACCAGGGGCAUACCACAGAAGAAUGCCGGGCCCUCAAAGACAGAAUUGAAAAGUUGAUUCGGGAAGGACAUUUGCAGGAAUUUGUCCGAACAGACGUGCGCCGGCGAGACCGGUCGCCUAAGGAGACCAGAAGAAGUCCCGAGUAUACCAGAAGAAAUACCGAGCGUUCUCGUGAUCAACAUCGCGAACGCUCUCGCAGUAGACCUCAGAAGCGCGACCCCACUCCGCGGGGACGGAUCGACACCAUAUCAGGCGGUUUUGCGGGAGGAGGGGCCUCGUCCUCAACCCGCAAAAGGCAUGCGAGAAGUUUACGAAGUGUUCACAACAUCGCUCGUAACCCUUUAUCGAUGCCGGACAUCAUCUUCACAGACGAAGAUUUUCAUGCUCCCGACCCAGAUCAGGACGAUCCAAUGGUGAUAACAGCUCGUAUAACAGAGUAUGAUGUAAGUAAGGUUCUGAUAGAUCAAGGCAGCUCCGUCAACAUCCUAUAUUGGACCACCUUCCAAAAGAUGGGACUAUCAGAAGAUAUAAUAGCGCCCUUCGGAGAGCAAAUUGUCGGUUUUGCAGGCGAACGGGUGGAUACUCGAGGAUAUGUAGAUCUCAGAACCCGGUUGGGAACUGGUGACAGGGCCAAAGAACUCCGUACGCGGUACCUGUUGGUAGAAGCCCACACCUCCUAUAACGCCCUCCUAGGACGGCCGUGUCUCAAUGCCUUCGGUGCCAUAGUUUCCACCCCUCACCUGGCGAUGAAGUUUCCUUCGGAAGAAGGAAAGAUAUGUACCGUACGGGUAGAUCAGAAAGUCGCCCGACAGUGUUAUGUGGCUUCUUUAAAAGACAAGACAUAUCGUAGAGAGAAAAGAUCGGAAGCAAUAUUGGUCGAUUUGGAUCCCAGGACCAACACUGAUGAUCGCAUUCAACCCCAAGGGGAAACCAAACAAUUCAUUCUCGGCAAAAACGCCAACCAAACCACCUCCAUCAGCGCCGGCUUGGCGCCAGAGCAAGAGAAGGACCUAACCGCAUUGCUAAAGUCGAACAGCAAACUUUUUGCAUGGACCGCCUCCGACAUGCCGGGAAUUCACCCCAGCGUGAUCACCCACAAACUGUCAAUAUUUCGCGAAGCCCGUCCGGUAACUCAGAAAAAACGACGACUAGGCAAUGACAAAAGGGAAGCNGUGCNGAACGAGGUAGACAAACUGGUGAAGGCCNGAUUUGUCCGNGAAAUCCGAUACANCACCUGGCUCGCAAACGUUGUGAUGGUAAAGAAAGCAAACGGUCAGUGGCGAAUGUGUGUUGACUUCACUGACCUAAACAAAGCCUGUCCGAAGGAUAACUACCCCCUUCCCAGCAUCGACCGGUUAGUNGACGGUGCUUCGGGACACGCAGUCUUGAGCUUCCUCGACGCCUAUUCCGGGUACAACCAAAUCCCCAUGUACGUCCCGGACCAGGAGAAAACAGCUUUCAUAACGGAGCAUGCCAAUUACUGCUACGAGGUGAUGCCGUUCGGUCUGAAAAAUGCCAGCGCAACGUACCAACGGCUCAUGGACAAAAUCUUUCGAGAACAAAUCGGGCGGUGUAUGGAAGUCUAUGUAGAUGACAUGGUGGUCAAAAGCUCUUCACACCAGCAACAUUUGAAAGACCUGGCGGAAGUCUUUCAACAACUCGAACAGUAUGAUCUACGAUUGAACCCUCUAAAGUGCACAUUUGGGGUGCAAGCAGGCAAGUUCCUAGGUUUUUUGUUAACCGACCGAGGAAUAGAGGCCAAUCCUGACAAAUGCCGGGCGAUUUUGGAAAUGCGAAGCCCAACGAAGCUCAAGGAGAUCCAAUGCUUAGUCGGACGCCUUACCGCUUUAUCACGCUUCAUACCAAAGCUCUCCGACCACAUCAAGCCCAUAAUAAAGAAUAUGAAGCUAAACGUACCCCGACGCUGGGACGAUCAGUGUGAAGCUGCCUUCUCCACUAUAAAAAAUAUAUUAACGUCUCCGCCAGUUAUGGCGCGACCAACAGAAGGCUUCGACUUGCAGCUAUAUUUGGCGGCCUCUAACCAUUCGGUAAGUGUCGCCCUCAUUCAAGAAUCUCCAAUUCUUAAACUAAUUUAUUUUGUUAGCAGAACUUUACAGGGAGCAGAAGAGCGAUAUUCCCAGGUGGAGAAAGUAGCUCUCGCUUUAAUUACUACGGCGAGAAGACUCCGACCGUACUUUCAGAGCCACCAAAUCGUUGUCCGAACGAACCACCCCAUAGCAAAAAUUCUCCGCAAGCCGGAUCUCGCAGGUCGAAUGGUGGCCUGGUCCAUUGAAUUGUCAGAAUUUGGCCUCCGGUUCGAACCGCAAGGCUCCAUCAAGGGUAAGCAUCUAGCCGACUUCGCAGCAGAACUCUCACCCGCAAUUGAACCACCCACAUGGACUUUGAGCGUGGACGGUUCCUCGGACAAGAAAGGAGGCGGUGCUGGAAUCGUACUCGAAGGACCGGGCGGUCUACUUCUCGAACAGGCCGUAUCCUUCAACUUUCAACUCAGUAAUAAUCAAGCCGAGUACGAAGCCCUAAUCAGCGGGCUACUUCUGGCGGUAGAAUUGGAGAUCGAGCGUCUGGAAUGCCGAAUGGACUCACAGCUGGUCGUCGGCCACCUCAAUGACACUUUCCAAGUCAAAGAUAAUCAUCUGUUGCGAUACUAUCAUAAGGUUAGUGAUUUGAUCAAAUCAUUCCUCAGUUUCAGCAUUACACAUGUACCCCGAGCACAAAAUUCCCGGGCGGAUUUGUUAUCUAAACUGACGCACAGUCGGAACAAAUCGCAACUAACCUCAGUGAUCCGAACCACGUUGGAUAAACCCUUGCUGGAAACAUGCUCCAUCGAUCUCACCGCCUCAAAGACUGAUUGGCGACACGAAAUUACACAACUGAUGACCCAACAAGAGCAGGGCGGGUUCGUAAGCGCCUCCGACGCUAAACGGAUCGCCCGUUAUACAUUUGUUGGCGACGACCUUUACCGCCGCGGGUAUACUACCCCACUGUUGAAGUGCCUAUCUACAGAUGAAGGGCAAUAUGUUAUCCAAGAGCUACAUCAUGGAAUUUGUGGAACACACUCGGGCAAGAAAUUACUCCGAGCAAAAAUACUACGAGCUGGCUUCUAUUGGCCCACCAUUGACAAAGACUGCGCAGAUUUCGUGCGAAGAUGCAUCUCCUGUCAAGCUCACGGACAAGAUAUCCGGAUCCCUCCAUCAGAAGUCAUGGGAAUUAUUCCCCCAUGGCCCUUUGCUCAGUGGGGGAUGGACAUCGCUGGUCCCUUGCCGGUCGGAAGCGGACAGCGCAAAUAUCUCCUUAUAGCAGUUGACUAUUUCACCAAAUGGAUAGAAGCGGAGGCCCUCGCUACAAUUACCGCCCGGAAAGUGCAGAGUUUCAUUUGGCACUUAAUUUGCAGAUUCGGCAUCCCACAAAAAAUCAUCACAGAUAACGGUCGGCAAUUCAUAGACCGAACGCUAGAAGAUUUCCUCCAAGGGUUUGGCAUCAAACAUGUUACUAGCUCAGUGGAACAUCCCCAAACUAACGGUCAAGCAGAGGCCGCUAACAAAGUCAUCCUUGCAGAAUUGAAGAAACGACUAGGACAAGCGAAAGGUUUAUGGGUUGAAGAGUUACCUGAGGUAUUAUGGGCCUACCGUUGCACACCGCACGGCGCUACUGGUGAAACCCCGUUUAAUCUCACAUAUGGAACGGACGCUAUGUUACCAGUCGAAGUGGGAGAGCCCUCCUUGCGGCGGAAUAUGCAAGAUAUGACCGUCAAUGAUCAACAGUUGCGGAUAAACCUAGACGCCUUGCCCGAACGACGUGAGGCAGCCUUAGUCAAAAAUGCAGCUCAAAAAAGGCUUAUCACUCGGCGUUACAACUCCAAAGUUAAACCACGCAGCUUUGCCGAAGGAGACCUAGUUUGGCGUAAAAGAGGAGACGCUCGGAAAGACAGGACGCACGGGAAACUUGCCGAUAAAUGGGAAGGCCCAUUUCGCAUCACGGACGACUUAAAAAAUGGAGCAUAUCGCCUGGAACAUCUUGAUGGAAUGAACGUUCCCAACACAUGGAAUGCGACUCAUCUUAAAUUUUAUUAUAGUUGA